AUGUCAAGAAGACAGGGUGGUAUCAACUAUGCAGAGCUAGAACAAGGAAACUAUUCUGACGAUGCAUAUAGUAGUAGCGAUGAUGAUGGAGCAAGAAAGUCCAAGUCUAGAGCCAAGCCCAAGGGCAAGAAGAAUGCAGAUGACGAUUACUCAUAUGGUAGCAGACCCCAAAAGAAGAAGCCCGCAAGUAUUACUCCCGGCGCUACCGCGUCCUCUUCAGUACUGAAUGCCGACAACGCCAAGAGAAGAAAGAUUCAGGAAAAUGUAGAUGCGAUCAAGGAAGGACUCGAUGAUAUCGAGUACUCGGACGAUGAAUUGAUCAAGGUCAACCACGAACUACCAGCUGACUAUAUCCCCGACGCUGUAUCCAAGCUAUUCGGGAUUGCAGAUUUUUCAUACUUGAAGUUGAAACCUGACCAUUUUACCCGUCCAAUUUGGGUUUCUCUUACAAACAAUAAGAUCAUUCUUGUCUUGGAAUCAUUUUCACCUUGGGCAGAGCAAGCUCAAGAUUUCCUUAUCAACAUUGCAGAACCAGUUUCAAGACCUUCCCAUAUACAUGAGUACAGAAUUUCCACUUAUUCUCUUUAUGCUGCGGCAUCUAUUGGUUUACAGACCAACGAUAUAAUUUCGGUGUUGGAAAGAUUCUCCAAGAUGCCUGUAGCUCCGGCUAUCAUUGAAUUCAUCAAGAUGGCCACCAUGUCCUAUGGUAAGAUCAAAUUGGUGUUGAAGCAGAACAAGUACUUCGUAGAGCUGUCGCAAGCUGCUAUCUUACAGAUGUUGUUGCAGGAUCCUGUAAUCGGGCCCUUGAGAAUUCAAUCCAGUGAAAAUGUGGUAAACAGUAAUGGUUUGGUCCAAUCGGCUGCUCCGACAUUAGGUGAUUUACAGAUUCCUGGAACGAAAAAGCCAGACGCCAAUAAUAAAAACGGUAUUGACAAGGAUAAGGGAGUAGAGGACAUUUUUGCAGACAUCGUUGGACAAAAGAAAGUCGAUGAAGACUACGAGGAAGACGAGGACUUUGAUAAGGUUCACUCGUUCGAAAUUGCCACCGAAUCAGUGGAAAUCGUUAAGAAGAGAUGUCAAGAGAUCGACUAUCCCGUACUUGAGGAAUAUGAUUUUCGUAACGAUGAUCAGAACCCUCCCCUAGAAAUCUUCUUGAAGCCAUCCACUCAAAUUAGACCAUAUCAAGAGAAAUCUCUUAGUAAAAUGUUUGGUAACGGUAGAGCAAGAUCAGGAAUUAUUGUUUUGCCAUGUGGUGCUGGGAAGACUUUGGUUGGUAUCACUGCAGCUUGCACAAUCAGUAAAUCGAUUAUUGUGCUAUGUACGAGUUCUGUGUCCGUGGAGCAAUGGAAACAACAAUUCUUGCAGUGGUGUACGAUUCAACCCGAAGAUGUUGCAGUUUUCACAUCUGAAAAUAAGCAAAUGUUCAGCGGAGACUCUGGGUUAGUUGUUUCUACAUAUUCCAUGGUUGCCAACACAAGAAACAGAUCGCAUGAUUCUCAAAAAGUUAUGGAUUUCUUAACUUCUAGAGAAUGGGGGCUCAUUAUAUUGGAUGAAGUCCAUGUGGUUCCGGCUGCCAUGUUUAGAAGAGUGGUUACUACUAUCGCUGCACACGCUAAAUUGGGUCUCACUGCUACGUUGGUCCGUGAGGAUGACAAGAUUGAUGAUUUGAAUUUCCUCAUUGGCCCAAAAUUGUACGAAGCUAAUUGGAUGGAAUUGGCACAAAAGGGCCAUAUUGCAAAUGUUCAAUGUGCAGAGGUAUGGUGCCCCAUGACCUCAGAAUUCUAUCAAGAAUAUCUUAGAGAAUCGGCAAGAAAGAGAAUGUUGUUGUAUAUUAUGAACCCAACUAAAUUCCAAGCAUGUCAGUUCUUGAUUCAUUAUCACGAAAUGAGAGGUGAUAAGAUCAUUGUUUUCAGUGACAAUGUCUACGCAUUGCAAGAAUACGCCUUGAAAUUAGGAAAACCUUUCAUUUAUGGAUCCACUCCACAGCUGGAAAGGAUGAAAAUUUUACAGAAUUUCCAGCAUAAUGAUGCCAUUAAUACAAUUUUCCUUUCCAAGGUUGGAGACACCUCGAUCGAUCUUCCCGAAGCUACUUGUUUAAUUCAAAUAUCGUCGCAUUACGGUUCCAGAAGACAAGAAGCACAGAGAUUGGGAAGAAUCUUAAGAGCCAAGAGAAGAAAUGAUGAAGGGUUCAACGCCUUCUUCUAUUCGUUGGUAUCAAAGGAUACCCAAGAAAUGUAUUACUCGACCAAAAGACAAGCAUUUUUGGUGGAUCAAGGUUAUGCAUUCAAAGUAAUUACGCAUCUAAGUGGAAUGGAACAAUUGCCCAACUUGGCAUACUCAUCUGCAAGAGAGAGAAGGGAAUUGUUACAGCAGGUGCUAUUGAAGAAUGAAGAUGCUGCCGGAGUGGAAAUUGGGGACGAUAUCGAUACAAACUUUAUUUCGAAGGAGAGAAGACAGAAAUUGGAGGCUGCUAACGGAGGCAGCGUUGCCAGCAGAACCUCAGGAUCAUUGGCUGGGUUAGCUGGUGGUGAGGAUAUGGCAUACAUUGAGUACAGUAAGAAUAAGAAUAAGGAGCUUAAAGAACACCAUCCAUUGAUUCAAAAAAUGUACUACAAAAAACAAGGCAAAUAA
Messenger RNA from Dujonia railenensis, 2631 nucleotides. Lineage: Eukaryota; Fungi; Ascomycota; Pichiomycetes; Serinales; Debaryomycetaceae. The record is from the annotation of a GenBank genome assembly.